This is a messenger RNA of Schistocerca americana (American grasshopper), 2569 nucleotides long. It is a transcript of the gene verm, whose product is annotated as chitin deacetylase 1. Gene Ontology annotation, biological process: carbohydrate metabolic process. Bases 180 to 1808 code for a protein of 542 amino acids. NCBI's taxonomy places the organism in Eukaryota, Metazoa, Arthropoda, Insecta, Orthoptera, Acrididae. Gene Ontology annotation, molecular function: chitin binding; protein binding. Gene Ontology annotation, cellular component: extracellular region. The transcript has 8 exons. The record is from RefSeq and is a predicted model, not a curated record.
GCCAGCCGACAGACCGCGCCAGCAGCCGGAGCACGCCGCUCCCCCCAGACGCCAGACGCCAGCGCCGGUGAAAGUGAAGCGGUCCAGUGCGCAUGCGCGCCGCCGCCACCGCUAUAUAAAAUAAAAAGGGACGCCCGCAAGCUCCUUCGCGCAGAGAGUCCGUCUCAGUGCGACCGAGGAUGGCCAGGACUACGACUUCGUGGCUGGCUCUGCUGCUCCUCGUCGGCGCAGCUACUGCACUGACGAGAGUACGUCGACAGGAUGACGGCGCUGAAGCCGACGAUCAGUCCAUCGACGAGCUGUGCGACCAGAGGCCACCCGACGAGUAUUUCCGCCUCAGCACUGACGGAGACUGCAGAGACGUCGUCAGGUGCGACCAAGCGGGAGAGAACGGCAUUACGCGCCUGGCGUCCGUCAGGUGCCCUAACGGAUUAGCUUUUGAUAUUGAGCGACAAACAUGUGAUUGGAGAACCAAUGUUAAAAACUGUGAUAGGGUAGAAAAGCCGCGUAAGGUUCUGCCCAUCCUCAAGACGGACGAACCAGUGUGCCCCGAAGGCAAGCUGUCCUGUGGCAACGGCGAGUGCAUCGAGAAGGAACUCUUCUGUAACGACAAGCCGGACUGCAAGGAUGAGUCCGACGAGAACGCCUGCACCGUGGAGACAGACCCUAACCGUGCGCCAGACUGCGACCCCACGCAGUGCGUGCUGCCAGACUGCUUCUGCUCCGCUGACGGCACCAGGAUCCCCGGCAGCAUAGAACCCAACCAGGUGCCACAGAUGAUCACACUGACGUUCAACGGUGCCGUCAACGUGGACAACAUCGACCUGUACGAGGAGGUCUUCAACGGCCAGCGCAACAACCCGAACGGCUGCCAGAUCCGUGGCACGUUCUUCGUCUCGCACAAGUACACCAACUACUCGGCCGUGCAGGACUUGCACCGCCGUGGCCACGAGAUCGGCGUCUUCUCGCUCACUCACAAGGAUGACCCCAAUUACUGGACUCAGGGUUCGUACGACGACUGGCUGGCUGAGAUGGCUGGCGCCCGCCUCAUCGUUGAGCGCUUUGCCAACAUCACGGACGGCUCCAUCAUCGGCAUGCGCGCGCCCUACUUGCGCGUCGGCGGCAACAAGCAGUUCGAGAUGAUGGCCGACCAGUUCUUCGUGUACGACGCGUCCAUCACGGCGCCGCUCGGCCGAGUGCCCAUCUGGCCGUACACGCUGUACUUCCGCAUGCCGCACAAGUGCAACGGCAACGCCCACAACUGCCCCAGCCGUAGCCACCCGGUCUGGGAGAUGGUGAUGAACGAGCUGGACCGCAGAGACGACCCCACGUUCGACGAGUCGCUGCCCGGUUGUCACAUGGUCGACUCCUGCUCCAACAUCCAGACUGGAGAACAGUUCGCCCGUCUCCUCAGGCACAACUUCAACAGGCACUUCAACUCCAACCGUGCCCCUCUCGGCCUGCACUUCCAUGCCUCCUGGCUCAAGAGCAAGAAGGAAUUCAAGGAUGAGCUCAUCAAGUUCAUCCAGGAAAUGCUUGAAAGAAACGACGUCUACUUCGUCACCAUGCUUCAGGUGAUCCAGUGGAUGCAAAACCCCACAGAGCUGACUGGGCUUCGAGACUUCCAGGAAUGGAAGGAAAAGUGUGACGUGAAGGGUCAACCAUACUGUUCACUGCCCAACGCUUGCCCACUGACGACACGUGAGCUUCCUGGUGAGACACUGCGCCUCUUCACGUGCAUGGAGUGCCCCAACAACUAUCCCUGGAUCCUCGACCCCACAGGUGAUGGCUUCUCUGUGAAGAAGUAAACCCCACUACAACAGCUCAUCAAAAUAGAUACUUGAGCUGAUUCCAUUCCCAAAAUACAUCUGGAGAGCGUGCAUUGUUCUGAGUGGACACAAGAAGAACCUUCUAGUCUGUGUCAACAUGGAAAAGUGCAUCCUUCAAUGAUGUCUCAUCCAUAAAUGUGGAGCUCGGACAGUGAAGAAGAUUAUGCUCUGCCUUGUGUGCUGUGUUGCAACUGCGUUAGACUGAGAUACUUUGAUUUGUAUAUGUAUUUUAUGUUGACAUUGUCUUCUGAAAGACUGAGCACUCCUAUUGUUCUGUGCCACAGUCAUUAGAAGUUCGUGGUUGUCAAAGACCUUUGACAUUCAUUUCAAACUUUAUAUUUAUAGAAAAAUUGUUUGAGUAUUGUGAAAUCAAAUCAUUUAAUAAAACUUUUCAGGACUUAAAUUACACAUUAUACAGUAAUACAUAUUACACAUACUCUAAAUUAAUUUAACUGAAAGAAAUUUUUAGUUAGAUCCCUACAGGUCAAUCUCUGUAUUCUUAGCUAUGUGCAUUUUCUUUUUAUUAAGUACCUGCUCUCAUUGAUUUAUUUACAGUGAGUUAAAUGAUGUUACAGAUCAAAUAUGUAAUCAGUUUAGUUGAUUAAAUUAUGUCACUCCGAAGAUAACUAUACACUGAACAGACAGAACUGCCUGUUGACCAAGUAUUCAUUAUGUUUCUGAAACAAGAACAUGUUGUUCUAUUGCAAUUAAUUUUAAUAAAGUCAAAACUUUUGUCAGUA